UUUCUAGAAACCGUCAGUCCUCGAGAUCCAGAUACCUGAAGAUCCCAACAUCAUGACCUCAGUUUCAACACAGUUGCUCUUGGUCCUCAUUUCACUGCUUUUGGUGCUGCCAGUUGUUGAAGCAGUAGAAGCUGGAGAUGCAAUCGCUCUCUUGCUAGGUGUGGCUCUCAGCAUUACUGGCAUUUGUGCUUGUUUGGGGGUAUAUGCACGAAAGAGGAAUGGACAGAUGUGAUGGUGAUGGGCCUUCUGCAUCGAACCUUGCCCAGAAAACCUUUGUGUUACUGAGGUUAAAAACUGAGCUUUAAAGUCUAAAAGUUCCCAAGAAACACGGUAUUUUCACAUUCUUUUCUCCCUGUAAAUGGGAACAAAUUAAUAUAUGUUAAAUGGG
Molecule: messenger RNA, 388 nt
Organism: Lontra canadensis (Northern American river otter)
Lineage: Eukaryota; Metazoa; Chordata; Mammalia; Carnivora; Mustelidae
Gene: SMIM30
Product: small integral membrane protein 30
Exons: 1
Coding region: 53-232 (59 amino acids)
Source: RefSeq, a predicted model, not a curated record